Messenger RNA from Girardinichthys multiradiatus, 1345 nucleotides. Its product is annotated as PHD and RING finger domain-containing protein 1-like. The coding region runs from base 379 to 1182 and encodes 267 amino acids. NCBI's taxonomy places the organism in Eukaryota, Metazoa, Chordata, Actinopteri, Cyprinodontiformes, Goodeidae. The record is from RefSeq and is a predicted model, not a curated record. The transcript is spliced from 7 exons.
UAACACAGAAGAAGAAGUUUCUAGCUGUAAAGCGGCAGAAGCUAGUUAUUUAUAUCGUCUUGUUCUCGUGUUGGUGAUACUUUGCCAGUUAUUCUGUAACAGUAAAACCGUUGACUGUAUAUAAGUUGCUUUUUUGCAAAAUGUACUCUUUGAAUAACAACGGCAAUAAGCUAAAAACUUCAGAUAUUUUUUUAUCGCUUUACCGAACUAACUUUAGCUAGCUAACUACUAGGGCUAGUUUACCAGCGUUAGCAUCAACUCAGCUUUGUUGCUGGAGCUCAAAAUCAUGUUUUAAUUUAAUUUCUAGUCAUUUAUAGAAGUCUUGUUUUUUGUGACUACAAGCUUUGUCCCAGUUAUUCCCUUUGAAAUAACAACAUUAUGAAUAAACCCGUAGCUUUAAACGCAGCUGAAGGACAAUCUGCUGACGCCAGGUCGGAUUCGGAUAAAUGCUACAUCUGCUUGAGUCCCUUUGAGAAACAAACAGUGGGAUUUUUGGAGAAGUGCCCACACUUGUUUUGUUUUGAGUGUAUCUACCAGUGGUCUCAGACGGCCAACACCUGCCCGGUGGAUCGAAUUAGUUUUGCUUAUAUCCUGCAGAGACGGUGUCCUGGAGAGGACAAUCAGAAGAAGAUCAAAGUGGCGACACGCAGAAUGGACGAUGAGACUGAGGAGGACUGGAGAAGCAUAGUUAUCUGCGAGGAAUGUGGGCGCAGCGGCCACAGGGACCGACUGCUGGUUUGCAGACACUGUGACUCUGGGUAUCACAUGGACUGCUUGACUCAACCUCUAAAUACUGUCCCUGAAGGAGACUGGAUGUGCCCUGAGUGUGUGGUCGCUUCUCAGAAUACAGAGGGCUUUUUGGCAGAGGAGGAAGACAUUAGUGAUGGAGAAGUCACAGACCUCCUUGCUGACAUGGACCAAACUCCAUCUACAAGCAGUCGCCUCCGGGCCUCAACCGUGAAUCAUCCCAACAACUUCACAGAAAGACGGCGGAGCGUGAGGAUCCAGAGCAGAGGGGAAAGCAGCAGUCCAUAUCAACGCCCCCAAACCUCAUGGCAUGUCCCUAAAUACCUGAUACGUGCAUCAAGGCCUGCAGUAACUACUGGAGGAUCUGUAAAUCUCCCUGGUGUCAAAUGUUUUUCAGACAAAAAGAAAAGAAAAAGACGGAAGCAUGUAGCUUGAAGAAGCAACAAUUUGAGGUUUUUGAACAUUCAGUGCCUGGAAAAAGACAAAUGGUACUACCGUGAGUGACCACAAGAUGGCUUCAUUGUGCCAGGAUAAUAAAAAGUAAGAACCUGAAUAAGACUGUUUUUUGCAGUAGUUUUAAUAAAUUUGCUAAACCUUU